Messenger RNA from Acanthosepion pharaonis, 1281 nucleotides. Lineage: Eukaryota; Metazoa; Mollusca; Cephalopoda; Sepiida; Sepiidae. The record is from the annotation of a GenBank genome assembly.
AUGGCUAGCAACAAAUUGGUCGACCAAAACGCUUCUUCAAAAAGAGAUUCCAUUGCAUCAAAAAACAGUCACUCUGAGAGAGUUUCCAAGCUUUUGAAAAUGAGCAAUCAACGUGGAUUACAGGUGAGAAGACGAGAUUAUACUCCAGUUUACUGGGACACAUAUUUUCAUAAGAAACAUGACGUACAAGUUGGAGAAUACAGUACUUUCAGAGUUUAUGAAUGUGGAACAGAAGGACCGGUUAUAUUUUUCUUACAUGGUGGUGGUUAUUCAGCUUUGUCAUGGGCCUUGCUCUCGUCACAUCUGUGUGAAUUAGUCCAUUGUCGCUGCAUAGCUGUGGACCUACGUGGACAUGGCGAUACUUCCACUGACAGUAAUAAUGAUCUUUCUGCUGAAAUACUGUCUAGUGAUGUUGGUGCUGUGAUCAAAGCAUUGUUUGAAGAUGAAGCUCCUCCAGUCAUCCUUAUAGGACACAGUAUGGGUGGAGCCAUUGCUGUUCACACUGCUGUACAAGAAUUAGUGCCCACUUUAGCUGGUCUUGUGGUCAUUGAUGUUGUUGAAGGUACAGCAAUGGAAGCUUUGAGCAGCAUGCAAAGUUUUCUCCGAGGCCGCCCUUCUUCAUUCAAAUCUCUGGAGGAAGCCAUUGAAUGGAGUGUACGAAGUGGGCAAGUUCGUAAUUUAGACUCUGCCAGAGUUUCUAUUGUUGGUCAAGUCAAAAGUGUGGACACUGGUGAGACAGCAACUUGUGAACUGCAGAAGGUAGAAAUGAAAGAGAUGCCUUGUAAUGACAUAUCAGAAACAAUAAUAGAAGAGGAAGGAGAGGAAGGUGAAGAAAAUGAAAACAGUGAAAAUACUGAUAUUAGUCCAAGUAAGACAAGUCCCAAAUCACCAGUCUCUUCUCAUGUAAUAAGAGGAGAUUCUAUUGAAAGCUCUGUUGAUCCACCACCAAAACCAAAGAAUUUAUCACAUAGAUACACUUGGAGAAUUGAUUUAUCAAAGACAGAUAAAUAUUGGACAGGUUGGUUCAAAGGCUUAUCAGAAAAGUUCUUGUCUUGUAACAUUCCUAAGCUUCUCCUUCUUGCAGGUGUUGAUAGACUGGAUAAAGAUCUCACUAUUGGUCAAAUGCAAGGCAAGUUUCAAAUGCAGGUGCUCCCCCAAUGUGGUCAUGCAGUACAUGAAGAUGUACCUGAAAAAGUAGCAGAUGUGUUAGCAACAUUCUUGGUCAGACACAAAAUGGCUACCCCAGCCUGUAAUUUCCAAAGAACAUUUCCCGCCUGUUAA